AUGAUAGACCUCAAUGUCCCGUGGACUGCAGCCAGCGAUGCCAGCACGUGGUUGUCUGCAGCACAGCUACGCGGGUGGUCGUCUUUGGGUUUUAACGUUUACUGCCGUGCUGACAAGACAAGUGUCCAGGAUAUACCACUCAAUUUGCCCUCGUGCGAUUUGAAGGUGCCAGAGCAUGGGACUGAGGGAAAGAUAGUGACAACGCUGGGUAGACAGUCACCCGGUAGCGCAACUUUCAUACGGCGCGUUACGAUAAUGCUGAACGAUGGAUUCCAGCCCAAUUCGUUCAACAAGAUCGCAGAAGGGCGUGAUUAUGACGUAGUGGCAGUAAUGCCAACCACGCAGAAGACAUUUCAAACCGCAUGUGAGACACUCAACUGUGACCUGAUAAAUCUGGACUAUUUUUGUCAUUAUGCAACGUUCAAAGUGAAGCGCGGUAUGGUGACCGCGGCGCUACACCGUGGGUGCUACUUCGAAGUAACCAUGGCCACGAUGGAUCACCUGGGGCAUCAGGAUGAGGUGAUGAGCGUGGACGUCAAAGAUCGCGCCAGGAUUUUCCGCGCGCACUUCACUUCCGUUCUACACUACAUUCCACUGAAGCGGCUUGUACUUUCGCCGGGUAAUUUGGAUCCAACAAAUGUAGUUGACCCGCCCACGUUCAUAGGGAUGUGCAGCGAGCUUAUUUCAAGCGCAACUGGUGAACCCUGCGACGCCAGCGCCUGUAUCACGGCCGCGCCCAAAGGAUGUAUCGCAAAGGGGGCGGCCAGGCGCACUUAUGGCACGGGUAUACUAGUUCACAUGGCAGAUGAACCUUUGGGGAAGAGAUUCACAUCGCUCAAUCCCAGUUGA
Messenger RNA from Babesia ovata, 849 nucleotides. Its product is annotated as Subunit of both RNase MRP and nuclear RNase P. Gene Ontology annotation, molecular function: RNA binding. The record is from RefSeq and is a predicted model, not a curated record. Gene Ontology annotation, cellular component: nucleolar ribonuclease P complex. The coding region runs from base 1 to 849 and encodes 282 amino acids. Lineage: Eukaryota; Apicomplexa; Aconoidasida; Piroplasmida; Babesiidae. Gene Ontology annotation, biological process: tRNA processing. The transcript has a single exon.